GGCUGAGGUUGAGGCGGGCUUGGCUGAGGGUGAGGCGGGCUUGGCUGAGGGUGAGGCGGGCUUGGUUCAGGGUCGUGCGGGUGGUGAGGAGGGUCGCUGGGCUUUGGGUCAUGCGGGUGGUGGGGAGGGUCGCUUGGCUUGGGACCGGGGCCAGGCUCGGGCUUGGGGUCGUGGGGCUUUCCAUCACGACGGGUAGGCGGCUGAGGCGAAGGAGCGCCGGGACCACCAGAGCCAGGCUGAGGGGAUGGACCUCCGGGGCCAGGCUGAGGAGAAGGGCCUCCCGGGCCGGGCUGAGGGGAAGGCCCAGUCGGAGGGAACGGUGGUUGCGAGGGGAAAGGUGGCUGCGGCCCACCCGGAAACGGGAAAGGAGCAGGAGAGGGGAACGGGCCACUUGGUGGGAAUGGCUCAGAUGGGUAGCCAGGAGCGGGACCGCCAGGUUGAGGCUCAGGUCCAGGGCCACUGGGACCUCCAGGUCCGGUUGGGCUCUGAGCGACCGGAGCGGCGGCAACAAGUGCCGUGAGAGCGAGAGUGAGGAGAGUGAGUCUCAUUCUGUCGGUAGAGCGAGUGAUUUUGAAAGAGUGUGUUUGUAUUAUAAAUGCGAAUUGCCUUGUGUGUUGAAGGUGAAGGAAAACAAAAUGACUGUCGAGUUCUCGUCGUCAGUUUAUAUACAGUCAUGCGGCCAUGGAGCAUACGCCAAUUCCUCCAAGAUCCAUUGAGGAGACCAUGAUGCCAUUCACGCGAAUAAGUUAAAGCUACGUUAGGCAGGAGGUGCUGUUCGUGUUGUUGGCCAAUAUUGACUGUUUGCGGUGCCAUCAUCGCUGUCAACGGUGAGGCUACCUUUGUCAACUUGCCGUAUCGGGAAUGAUCAUGACUCCGAGGAUUAAUCUUACAAAGCUUCUCAAUUUCCCGAGCCAUCUAAAGGACUAGUAUAACCUUGUUGUCGACCAAUUAAAGCGCCUGGCAGUCAGCCGAUGGUAACUUCCCAACUCGUUCGCGUUCCUGAAUUGGAUAUGUAAGCCGAACUAUAUGUGCCUUAUUAUAUAUAAUAGG
Molecule: messenger RNA, 1050 nt
Organism: Truncatella angustata
Lineage: Eukaryota; Fungi; Ascomycota; Sordariomycetes; Amphisphaeriales; Sporocadaceae
Exons: 5
Coding region: 111-716 (201 amino acids)
Source: RefSeq, a predicted model, not a curated record